Messenger RNA from Salvia hispanica, 723 nucleotides. RefSeq lists its product as uncharacterized. Lineage: Eukaryota; Viridiplantae; Streptophyta; Magnoliopsida; Lamiales; Lamiaceae. Gene Ontology annotation, molecular function: zinc ion binding. Gene Ontology annotation, biological process: regulation of DNA-templated transcription. The record is from RefSeq and is a predicted model, not a curated record.
AUGAGUCGAAGUCAUGGUUACUUUGUGCAACAGACCUCUAUCAGAGAUGAUAUUGUGAUUUACAAUGUGAUGAGUUUCCAAAGUAGUUCGUCCUCAAAACCAAGGCUACUGAUGCAUGAUAAAAAUAGUGACCAUAUCUCAUGUAAUUGUGGGAAAUUUGAGUUUGAUGGUAUUCCGUGCAGACAUAUGCUAGCUUUCUUCCGUGUCAACCAAAUAUUUGAACUACCUGACAAGUAUAUCCUUAAGCGAUGGACACGAGAAGCAAAGAGUGGUGUUGCUUAUAUAUUAGAUGAUGAAAACUGCAAUGAUGAUCCAACAAGAUUUUUGAUCUCACGACGAGCCAAGUUAUCUUAUAAGGCCUCAACACUAAUUGAUUAUGCAUCUUUGACUGACGAGGGGACAAAGUUUUUCGAUGAACAACUUGAUUACAUACAUGGUAAAAUCAAGGAGAUGGGUAUUAGUCCAACAACUAUGCACGGAAGUCAAACAAGGAAGAGCUUAGAUAAAACCAAAAACAUUGGUGAUCCUUCUAAGAUAAGAUCAAAAGGAUGUGGUAAGCGAAUGUUAUCAUCAAAAGAGAAGUCAAUUUUAAAGACUAGGGCUUGUCGUGGCUGUGGACUACGUGGUGCAUCACAUGAUAAACGUAAUUGCCCAAAGUUGCAAGACAGAUCAGUUGCAGAUGACCAUCACGACAUCAACGAAUAUGCAAAUGAAAAAGCUUGA